Molecule: messenger RNA, 711 nt
Organism: Striga hermonthica
Lineage: Eukaryota; Viridiplantae; Streptophyta; Magnoliopsida; Lamiales; Orobanchaceae
Source: the annotation of a GenBank genome assembly
AUGCAUUUUCAUAUUAUAUUAUUGAGACGACAACCGAUUCCGAGGACCGAAGAACAUUCGAAGAAUCUGGAUGGAGUUCGAAGAGAAGAUUUGACACCAUCGCAACACAAUCCCGAGUGUCCGUUACCAGGUCAAGUAAGGGUUCAUUCAUUCAGCACUCAGCAGACCACAACAUCGUUCUCGCAUCACAUUAUCUCCUUUGGAGGGGUGGUGGGAGACAGGGGGCGAGGCCGAGGGCGAGGACGACGAGGCCAAGGGGUUGAGGAAGAAGUGGAUGAUCCCAAUUUACACAUCUGCUUGCCCACGGGGCCUGGGACAUUGGGAUUGAAAUUGAAGUUGUCUCGCACUAGUGGGAUACCUUAUACAGUAUUGGAGAAGCUAGUGAAAAGGUAUUGGAAAGUCGAACAGAAGUACAAUGAGGUUCGGAAGCCUGUAUAUGAUAAGCGAAAUAAUGUCAUCAAAUCUAUUCAUGAUCACUGGCUGACUGCUUUCAAGAGUCAUCCUGCCCUCAGUGAGCUUUUGACUGAUGAAGACCAGAAGAUCUUCAAGUAUUUAAGUAACCUUAGAAGUGGAGGAUUGCAAAGAUGUGAUACAUUUCAGUUCAAGCCCAAUCCCUACUUCGAGGAUACUAAGCUCACAAAGACCUUUGCCUUCCGCCACAAUCGAAUUAAUACUAAAGCAAUGAAAAAGUUGAUAUACUUACUAGCGUGA